Lodderomyces beijingensis is the source of this 894-nucleotide messenger RNA. The record is from the annotation of a GenBank genome assembly. Lineage: Eukaryota; Fungi; Ascomycota; Pichiomycetes; Serinales; Debaryomycetaceae.
AUGAGUAGACCUAACCAGCCAACCAAGCAAUUAUUUGUGAGACCCAUCAGGUAUGAAACCACUCCAGAGGAGUUGGAAAGCCAUUUCGCACAAGCAGCUCCCGUGAUUGGCUCGCGUUUGAUGGAAGGGUAUGCCUUUGUUUCCUUUGAAAAUGAAGAGGAUGCUACACUUGCCUUGGAAAAGUUCAUCGAUACCGACUUCAAUGGCGACAUUUUGCAAAUCGAAUACGCCAAGGAGAGAAAGGAAGACACCAGAGGCAAGUUUAGAAUGAAGCUUUUGGGUUUGCCUGAAGGCACUGCAUGGCAAGAUGUAAAGGAUUUUGUCAGAGACAAGACCGACUUCCAACCAAGUUUUGUUAAAGUGUUUAGAGACUACGAUAAUGGCGAAACCAUCUGCAACAUGGAGUUUCAGAGCGGCGAGGAGUUGGAGAAGGCUAUUCCGUUGUUGGACAAGGCCGAGUAUAAUGAAGUGACCGUCAGUGCCGAAGAAGACACUUCACCUUAUGUCCCGCCUCCAAGAAGAGGAGGAUUUAGAGGCCGUGGCGGAUACGAUGGCGGCUUCAGAGGCGGCAGAGGCGGAUUCGGAGACAGAGGUGGAUUCAGAGGCGGAAGAGGCGGCGGAUUUGGAGAUAGAGGUGGCUUCAGAGGCGGAUUCAGAGGCGGCAGAGGAGGAUUUGGCGACAGGGAUGGUGGCUUCAGAGGCGGAUUCAGAGGUGGCAGAGGAGGAUUCGGCGACAGGGAUGGUGGCUUCAGAGGUGGAAGAGGCGGCGGCCCCGGAGGCUAUGGCGACAGAGAUGGUGGGUUCAGAGGCGGAAGAGGCGGAUACGACCGUGGUAACAGUUACAACGAAAGACAAGGAUCAUACAACCGUGAAAGAUCACCAAACCGUUUCUAA